AUGGCCGCUCUUCGUGUGGCUGCUCGCCGUCUGCCUGGCCACUCUCGACUCUCUCCCUCGUUUCCAUCAUCUCUGGUCUCAGUGAGUCAGCGUCGGUUUGCGGCAACGGCCAAUGUUGCCCAGGAUGUGAAGCAGCAAGUACAGAAGGAGUCUACCUUGCCCAACCCUGAUCCUGCGCCAGACUCGCUGACGGCCUCGUUUAUCAAUGAGCGUACUCCCUUCAUGGUGCCCACUUAUGUGCGCCCGGCUCCGAUGAUGAUGAAGGGACAAGGCUGUUAUCUGUGGGAUAUGGAGAAUCGACGCUAUUUGGAUUUCACUUCUGGAAUCGCGGUCAACUCUCUGGGUCAUUGCGACCCAGAGGUGGCCCAAAUUGUCGCAGAACAGGCCGAGACAUUGGUUCACGCUUCGAACCUCUAUCACAACCCGUGGACCGGCGCUCUCAGCCAGAUUCUCAUCAAUCUGACCCGCGAGUCCGGCGCAAUGCGUGAUGCCUCCCAAGUUUUCAUCUGCAACUCCGGCACGGAGGCCAAUGAGGCGGCAAUCAAAUUUGCUCGCAAGGUUGGCCGAUCCAUUGACCCCUCCGGUGCCAAGCACGAACUUGUCUCCUUCCACAACUCGUUCCACGGCCGCACGAUGGGUGCACUCUCGGCGACCCCCAACCCGAAGUACCAGACCCCCUUCGCGCCCAUGAUCCCCGGCUUCAAGUACGGCAACUACAACGAUGUUGAGCAGCUACAGACUCUCAUCACCGAAAACACCUGCGGUGUGAUUGUUGAGCCCAUUCAGGGUGAGGGUGGUGUGAAUGUCGCCAAGCCCGAGUUCUUGGUUGCGCUUCGUAAGCGCUGCGACGAGGUCGGCGCUGUGCUGGUCUUCGAUGAGAUUCAAUGUGGUCUCUCUCGCACUGGUAGUUUCUGGGCGCACGGCCACCCAUCUCUUGCCCCGGCCUCUGGGGAAGCUGCGCACCCCGAUAUCUUGACUACCGCCAAGGCUCUGGGUAACGGCAUCCCCAUUGGCGCGACCAUUGUCUCCGGCAAGACCGUCGCAUCCCACAUCAAGACUGGUGACCACGGCACGACUUUUGGGGGUAACCCUCUGGCCUGCCGAGCUGCCUACCACAUCGUCGCCCGUCUCGCAGACUCUGAGCUUCAGCGCGGGGUGGAAGAGAAGUCCGCCGUCUUUACCUCGGGAUUCCAGGCCUUGCGAGAGAAGUUCCCUCAUGCCAUCUCUGAAGUUCGUGGCCGCGGCUUGAUCCUGGGACUGCAGCUGUCUCCCGAAUAUACUGCUAAAGCUGCCGAUAUCAUCACCGCCGCCCGCGAGCGCGGGUUGCUGAUCAUCACUGCCGGGGAGGGAUGCAUUCGUUUUGUCCCUCCGUUGACCAUUACCGAAGAGCAGAUUCAAACGGGCCUGAACAUUCUGGAGCAGGCCAUGGCUUCUGUUGUGUCCGAGGCUUAA
This is a messenger RNA of Penicillium oxalicum, 1452 nucleotides long. RefSeq names its product acetylornithine transaminase. Gene Ontology annotation, cellular component: mitochondrial matrix. Gene Ontology annotation, molecular function: pyridoxal phosphate binding; transaminase activity; identical protein binding. The record is from RefSeq and is a predicted model, not a curated record. The transcript is spliced from 3 exons. Gene Ontology annotation, biological process: arginine metabolic process. Bases 1 to 1452 code for a protein of 483 amino acids. Lineage: Eukaryota; Fungi; Ascomycota; Eurotiomycetes; Eurotiales; Aspergillaceae.